GUGUGCAGAGGGGACCUGUGGCCUCGGGUUCUGGUUGUUGCAGUGAACCCACGUGCUAACGCAGAACCUGGCUCAAGGGGCCCAGGGCCAACGUCCAGCCCCGCACCCAGCGCACAGCAACUGGUGCUGGGUUCAAGUGCCGCCUGGGAACAGGCAGUGUUGGCUCAGGCCACCGGAGCGUGCUCUUUGAGUUACCCCCUCCGGCCGGAGGAGCUGGGUCGUCACCCAAGCACUCCGGGCUCCAGGCGCAAUCUUGCUGGACCUCUGGCUCUUUGUGAAACAAGAAUUUGUCUCCCCUACUUCUAACCAGCACGAUGGAUGUCCUGAUGCAAAUUAGGAGAGUGCUCUGUGAACUUAAGUGUUAGUAACGCGAAGUAUUGCUGGUUUUGGCAGUAGGAAGUAGUAGGUGGGAGUCUGGGAGAGUUAUUAAACCUUUUUGUGCCUAAGGUCACUUUCUUAUGGGAAUAAAAAUAAGUCUGCCUUGAGGAAUGCGAGUCUAUAUUAUAGAUUAACCGUUUGGUACCCUGUAUUAGUAUGGCGGUAGACAAAUUAUAGCAAUUAUUAAAAUUACAUUAAUAGAAAAAUUUAAUAAGGUUUAUUAAUGUCAAGUACAGUCUGUCGAAUAAAUCAUCACACCCCCCCCUUCCCAUCUAUCCAUCCUCCCAGUUUACAGAUUAAUCUUCCUUCCUCUAUUCAAAAACUUAAAAUAGAAUUCCUGUUAGGCAUGGGAAAUUGAGCAAUUCACUCCUCAUCUCCAAGGUAGCCUAAACUGUCUUGAGUAUUUGGAACAGUAAGAUAAUUCUGCAUAUUUUGUAGAAAACUGCCAUUGUGUUAACCUCCACCUGGAGUGCUUGUGUUCCCUUAGAGCCGUAGAACAACUGACUUCCUUUACUUCGCACCUUUGCAGAUUAGGAAACCUCUGGGCACUGGUAUUCAGUCAGAUAUUCAACUAAUAACAACUUCAGGUGGAUGUGGUGGUUUCUUUUUUUGAAUAUGAUCAUCCUUCUGUUUACAUGAGAAAUUGGCUUCAGAAACCCCUUGAGUUCCAAAAAUCUACAGACGCUCAAGUUCCUUAUAUAAAAUGACCUUUGCAUUGCAGCUGUAAUUAAAGAAUGUCAUCUUGUCACACGAUUGCUGAAGAGCCAAACCUUAGAUGCAGAAGCAGAUGUGUUAUGUGCAGUUCUUUAUAGCAAUCACAACAGAAUGGGUCGCCACAAACCCCAUCUGGCCCUCAAGCAGGUUGAACAAUGUUUAAAACGUAUGAAAAACAUGAAUUUGGAAGACUCAAUUGAAGAUCUAUUUGAGUUGUUUUCUUCCAUUGAAUGUCAGCCUGCAUCUACCAAAGCAUGUGUCAUCCCCAGCCAACCAGUGGUGGAAAUGGUAUUGAUGAAGGUUUUGGGAGCCUGCAAGUUGUUACUCCGCUUGUUGGACUGCUGCUGCAAGGCAUUUCUCUUAACUGUGAAACAUCUAGGAUUGCAAGAGUUUAUUAUUUUGAAUCUUGUGAUGAUUGGGCUGGUGAGCAGAUUGUGGGUUCUCUAUAAAGGGGUUUUAAGAAGAUUGAUUUCUUUAUAUGAGCCAUUGUUUGGAUUGCUUCAAGAGAUCACUAGGAGUCAACCCAUGCCUUACUUCAAAGAUUUUACCUUUCCUUCUGAUAUUGCUGAAUUUCUAGGACAGCCUUAUCUUGAAGUCUUUAAGAAAAAAGUGCCUACUGCUUUUGCAGCAAAAGGAGUAGCUAAGUUAUUAAACAAACUCUUUUUAACAAAAGAACAUUCAUCAAAGUCCAGCAAAGACACUUUACUUAGAAUUUCCAAAAAAACUAAACAAAUGAAGACCAAUAUACAGAAUAACGUGGAUCUUGGACAGCCAGUAAAGAAUGUCUUCAAAGAAGAGUUGACAGGAUUUGGUGUGAGGUCUUUCUGCAAACAACUGAAACACAAAGUUACCGAGGAGACUGGUUUUGAGUUAAAAUGUUCUCAGUCUAAACUGAAGCCAACGAAACAUUCUUCUCAGAAAGUGAUAGGAACUCCUCAAGCCAAAAGUUUUGUGCAACGAUUCCGAGAGGCCAAGACUUUCAUACAACUCUCUGAAGAAAUCCAAAUGGCAAUUACAUGGUGCAGGAGCAAAAAACUCAAGGCUCAGGCUACCUUUCUGGGUAACAAACUUCUUAAAAGUAACAGGCUUAAACAUGUGGAAGCUCAAGGUUAUAGUUUGCCAAAGAAACUAAAGUGCAUAAAAACGUCUGUUAGUAACUGUCUUCUUCAUGGCUCAGGUAUCAAAACUUCAAAGCAUCUUCUGAGACAAAGAAGAUCACAGAAUAAAUUUUUACUGAGACAAAGGAAACCACAGAGAAAGUUACAGUCAACUCAUCUGAAGGAAAUACAGCAGUUCUCUUCUCAGAGUGCUACUGACACCAGUGCUAAGUGGAGAUUCUCAUGCCAUACAGUUCAGAGAACUGAUCCCAGUCCUAACAGUAAGCAGCUCUUGAGUAGCAAACUUUUAAGUCCUGUCAAACAAACUAAGGAGAAACAGAUUCCUGAAAACCUCACAGGAAGAAAUGGAAAUGAAAGUGAUUCAUGGAUAAAAAUACAAAUAAACAAAGACAGUAUGCCAGGAUCUGUUAAGGAGACAGAUGACAUUGAUGAUAUUUUUGCUUUAAUGGGAGUUUAGAUGUUCAUAUGUGAGACUUUCAAGUAGUUAACAAGCUGAGUCAGUCUUCUGCUGUUUUAAGUGGAACUUCUGAGACCUGGAUGUCCUACUUGGUCUCAGAGGAUCUGCUUCUGUGUAACAUCACACAGGAGUUCAUUUCAGUAAACAUUUAUAGUUGCUUUGUGCCAUUAUCAACAAGUAUUUAUUUGGCUUUGACUACAUGCUAGGUGUUAAGAUGAAAAGUCUGUCAUAGCCUGCCCUUGAAAAACAAAUUAACUCCUUGACUGGGCCUGAUAGGUCCCUGAAAAUUUGAAUAGUUUUAUGAUUUACCAGGGAAUGAAGACCUGAACAAUUAACUGCAAAAACUUCUGUGCCUUAAGGUAAAUGGGGAGUGAGGCUGGAUAGUAGCAAGGAAGUACCCUAGAGGGUCACUUAGUCUCAUUGACUCUGUUGUAGCUAAGUCCACCUCUAAGUAUCAAUGUUUGUAGCUUCCAACAAUUGUGCUGUCUUGUUUAUGUAUUAAGACAGUAUUAUCAAAAGACUCAAAAGUUUUGUCAUUAAUUGUAUUUAUUACCAGAGACUAGGCACAACCAUUAGUUCUUUUCAUGUGUUCACCUUAUCUCACAGGAGGGCAUAUUAAAAUGUUUUUGUAGUUUUCCAAGAGAUUUUCAGUUAUUUAUUUAUUGUUAAUGGUGGUGCCAAUUAAUGAUUUUUUUCCCCCAAAUAAACCUUUUUCCAAAAUGGA
Molecule: messenger RNA, 3391 nt
Organism: Sciurus carolinensis (gray squirrel)
Lineage: Eukaryota; Metazoa; Chordata; Mammalia; Rodentia; Sciuridae
Gene: Rmp64
Product: nucleolus and neural progenitor protein
Exons: 9
Coding region: 1204-2667 (487 amino acids)
Biological process (GO): positive regulation of Notch signaling pathway
Cellular component (GO): nucleus
Source: RefSeq, a predicted model, not a curated record